AUGGCAACCGAGGAUGAACGGUCUGCUCUCACCUGGCGAAUCAUCCCAACCAUGACUCUUUCCGUCGCUGGAAAUCCUCUCACAGCACCCUUGGCCCCUGUUCAGGCAACAUCUCCCUCAGAGCGAGCUGCUGCUCGAUUCCAAGUAGAAGGCAACGCCGUCCUCACAGGAGGAGCCGGGACAUUAGCAUUGGCUUCUGCCCGAGCACUACUUGAGCAUGGCGCCUCUGGAGUUGCGAUCAUGGAUUUGCCGGCCACCAUUCAUGCGUCCUCGCAAGCAAUAUCACAACUGAAGGAGGAUUUCCCCCAUGCAAACAUCCACACCGUCCCAGUCGACGUGACAAUGGAAUCGGAAGUGGACAAGGCUUUCCAUACCGCUCAGGAUCUCAUGGGCAGCGUGGACAUCUUGUGUUGUUUCGCAGGAAUAGUCGGUUGCGUCCACUCCAUCUCGGCGACUGCUAGCCAAUUCCGCAAAGUCAUCGAUGUCAAUUUGACUGGAUCAUUCCUCUGCGCUCAAGCAGCAGCAAGGCGCAUGAUAGAAUCCAAAUCAGGGGGGUCCAUUGUGUUUACGGCCUCGAUCUCGGCUCAUGCGACGAACUAUCCUCAACCACAGGCAGCUUACAAUGUGAGUAAAGCGGGAACGGCGAUGUUGACGCAGAAUCUUGCAGCGGAAUGGGCUGUUCAUGGGAUCCGCGUGAACUGUAUUUCUCCCGGCUAUAUGGACACCGUGCUCAAUGCCGGCGACAAUCUGAAACCAGUGCGAGAUGUCUGGGCCAGCCGGUGUCCCAUGGGUAGAAUGGGCGAUGUGGAAGAGAUCACUGGGCCUGUCGUCUUGCUCAGUAGCAAAAGGGCAGGCAGAUAUAUCACAGGGGCAGAUCUGCGAGUGGAUGGCGGGGCAUUGUGCUUUUGA
Molecule: messenger RNA, 909 nt
Organism: Fonsecaea multimorphosa CBS 102226
Lineage: Eukaryota; Fungi; Ascomycota; Eurotiomycetes; Chaetothyriales; Herpotrichiellaceae
Exons: 1
Coding region: 1-909 (302 amino acids)
Molecular function (GO): oxidoreductase activity, acting on the CH-OH group of donors, NAD or NADP as acceptor
Source: RefSeq, a predicted model, not a curated record